AUGGUGCCGCAGCACUCGAAUCUCAUCCGGACGGAUCAGGUGCAGAAGCUACCUCAUCUCAACGAUCAGCAGAAAGUCCAGCACACCCAGAUAGUUCGUAACUUCUGGGAAAUUCUCAAUAGUCGCGAUGCGCAGACUCCUGAGUACCAGCAAGCUCACACAAGGCUAUCACAGCUUUCACAAUCUUUGAUGAAAGGCAUGCGGAUGUACCAACAGAAUCGACAGCUACAGCAUCAGCAAAUGCAGGCUGCCUCCGCAGCGCAGGGCCAGCCAGUUCAAAGAUCGCAGUCCGUCAACCCACAAAACUUCGCUCAGCUUCUCCCCCAAUUUCAACAGAAGGUCAACUCGUUACAGCUCUUCCUCCCUCCCAACAUCUCAAGCGAACAAGCGGGGACAUGGCUUCCGGAGGCCAAGCUCCGGUACGGCAUCGCGCUUCAAAAGCAGGAAAUCGGACGAGCACGCUUGAGUGAAUUACGCCAACAACAUAGUCAGCGCCAAAUUGCAGGGAAUUUAACGCAGGAAGAAAUGCAAGAAUUCAAGAAUCGUCAAGUUCAGGCCGAGAAACUUUUCCGCGAAGGCAGCGAAUUUCUGACGAAAUUCAAGGAACAACAAGACGUGUUCAAAGCACAACAACAAAGGGCAGGCACACAGCACCCAGGCCAACAACUUCCACCGCAAGGCGGCGCUAGACCGGCAACAACAGCCUCUACGGCUUCAGCAGGACCAACAGCCGCUCCGACGGCAGCUCUUUCCGGACCCACGCCGGCAGCGCAUACGAUUAAUUCUGCUGUGAGUGCUGCACGAAAUCAAGCAGCGCAAGCAGCAAUUUCCCCAACUCCGCAACCGGGCCAAGCGCCACCUAACCAGGGUGUCACCCCUGCACCUGCCAUUGCUGGCACGCCACAACAACCACAACCUUUACAGCCGCAAAUGCAAGCUCAACAGAAUGCCCCAGUAUUUAACCAAGUGUCUGCACCAGAUGGCUCUACUCCCACAGCUUCCACCACGCCGGCUGCGAAUGUACAAGGACCACCACGGCCUUUGUCUCAACAGGCCGCUAUGGCGCAAGCUGCACAAAACUACUCCAAUAACACCAACGUGAACAGUGUCAACAAUACCAACGCUGUUCAGCAACAGAAUAUAAACCAGCCCUCCGUAAAUAGCCAUGCUCAUCCGCAGGGCUACAUCCAGAAUCGAUCAACUGAAAACUCAGCACGGAACGUCAAUAUGGUGAUUCCAAAAAAUCUCAACGUUUCCCCGACAAAGCCAGUCUCCAUGGCUCCAGACCGGCCAACUCUGUCUAGUGGUCCCAGCCACGGCGCUAUGGGCAUGAUGGGCCAGCCCGCUAUACAGAAACAUCCCGGUUAUGUCCUUGAAGGUGAAGGUCAGCGCGUUCUCAGCAAAAAGAUGCUUGAUGUUCUAGUUCGCCAAGUAACAGGUGGAGGUGAUGGUGAAGGACUUACCCCUGAUGCUGAAGAGUUUAUGCUUCAAAUGGCCGAUGAUUUCGUGGAUGAUGUGAUUACUGCUGCAUGUCGCCUCGCCAAGCUCCGCCAUUCAUCCAGCCUUGAGAUUCGAGAUCUGCAGCUCGUUCUAGAAAGAAACUACAACAUGCGUAUUUCAGGUUUCUCCACUGAUGACCUCCGCACUGUCAAAAAGCCGCAACCUACGCAAGGCUGGACGCAAAAGAUGUCGGCCGUUCAAGCUGCGAAGGUGACCCAGGGCAAGGCAGAAUAA
Aspergillus mulundensis is the source of this 1734-nucleotide messenger RNA. Its product is annotated as putative transcription initiation factor TFIID subunit 12. The record is from RefSeq and is a predicted model, not a curated record. Gene Ontology annotation, molecular function: protein heterodimerization activity; DNA binding; TBP-class protein binding. The transcript is spliced from 2 exons. NCBI's taxonomy places the organism in Eukaryota, Fungi, Ascomycota, Eurotiomycetes, Eurotiales, Aspergillaceae. Gene Ontology annotation, cellular component: SAGA complex; transcription factor TFIID complex; SLIK (SAGA-like) complex. The coding region runs from base 1 to 1734 and encodes 577 amino acids. Gene Ontology annotation, biological process: RNA polymerase II preinitiation complex assembly; DNA-templated transcription initiation.